UUGAAGAUGAUUAUGAAGACUGUGAAGGGGGUAUUAGCUACGGAUCAGGAAUGUUUUAAUCUUCUUUCUCCGUUUCCCAUGAGCAACUACUUGGAUCUAUUGGCCAAAAAAUAUCCACCUUUAGUCCAUGUACAAGCCUUUGGUACCAGUUUUGAGAAACGGCGACUUAACAUGGUCAAAAUAUCAACUGAGAAAAAUGGUGCUGAAAAGCCGAUCAUACUAAUAGAUGCUGGUAUUCAUGCCAGAGAAUGGAUUGCCCCAGCAAUGGCAUUAUUUAUUAUCAACCAGCUUGCUGAAAAUGAAACUAAUAGAUAUCUCACUGAAGAAAUUGAGUGGCACAUCUGUCCACUUCUCAAUCCUGAUGGCUAUGAAUAUUCACGGAAAACCGACAUGUGGUGGCGAAAGACACGAUCACAUACAAGAAACAAACAUUGUCGCGGUGUUGAUGGAAACAGAAAUUUUGAUUUCCAUUGGAAUGAAUGUGGUGCUAGCAGUGAUCCAUGCUCAGGUUGUUAUGCAGGAGAAAAGCCCUUCUCUGAAGUGGAAACACAGGCAUUUAGGGCUUAUGUCAUGUCAAUUAGAGAUCGCCUUAAGCUCUACCUUACAUUUCAUAGCUAUGGGCCUCAAGCAAUUGCAGAAAGUGCAAAUUUGGCUCAGAUGAAAGCUGGUGGCCCAAGGUUUGUGAUUGGUUCUUCAGAAAAUACUUUAUAUUGUGCAGCUGGUGGCAGUGAUGAUUGGGUAAUGGGCAUAGCAAACAUUUCUUUUGCUUACACUGUAGAAAUGCCUCCUGCUGGUACAACACGUUUUCAUCCAUCUCCUUUGGAUAUACGGCAGUAUGUCACUCCAUUCUUUGAAGCAGUACGGACAUUUGCACAUCAUGUUGCAGGAUAUCAGUGCUUAAUAUUUUCUUCUUAUAUAGUAUCAUCACCUCAUUAUUCUCUGGAAAAGUCUGCCAAUUUGGAAAAUAAUGAAAACAGUUCUCAAAUGGAAAUGAGUUAUCAUUUAGACUCAGAAUAA
Molecule: messenger RNA, 1017 nt
Organism: Schistocerca nitens (vagrant locust)
Lineage: Eukaryota; Metazoa; Arthropoda; Insecta; Orthoptera; Acrididae
Product: carboxypeptidase B-like
Exons: 7
Coding region: 7-1017 (336 amino acids)
Biological process (GO): proteolysis
Molecular function (GO): metallocarboxypeptidase activity; zinc ion binding
Source: RefSeq, a predicted model, not a curated record